AUGAUGCAAACUCGCAUGCUCACUAAAGAAGACGAAGCCCUCACGGGCAGCGAGGACAACGAAGUCCGCCGCGAGGACCAAGAAAAGAUCAAUCGCUUCAGUCGGCUGCACCAGCGCGAGACGCUGCUCGAGGAGCAGUUGAAGCUGAAGAUGAAAGACAAAGAAGAUCUAGAAGAAAUCUCCACGGAACUGGAGCUGGCAGAUGAGGAUGAGCUGGUACCGUACAAAAUCGGAGAUGCGUUCUUCCAGCUCCCCCUUGAAGAGGCUCAGUCCCUGCUGUCGACGGCAACAGAGCAGGUCGAUGCCGAUGUGGGCAAGCUCGAGGAGGGACUGAGUGACCUGCGGGAGGAGUUGCAGCAGUUGAAGGUGGCUUUGUAUGCGCGGUUCGGACGGAGCAUUAACCUUGAGACUUAA
Molecule: messenger RNA, 414 nt
Organism: Aspergillus niger
Lineage: Eukaryota; Fungi; Ascomycota; Eurotiomycetes; Eurotiales; Aspergillaceae
Exons: 4
Coding region: 1-414 (137 amino acids)
Biological process (GO): protein folding
Cellular component (GO): cytoplasm; prefoldin complex
Source: RefSeq, a predicted model, not a curated record